AUGAUGUUGCUGUCCGAAAAAUAUGAUGAAGUUCUGGGUAACCUGAAGUCUUUACAAAAAGAAAAUGGCUCUUUAAAGAGCCAUAUUAAAACUCUUGAGACAAAAGUAGAACAAUUUGAAAAAAACAUGCGGACCUCUAUGAUUGAGAUAAGAAAUGUUCCCGUCACUGAACCUGAGAACAAAGAACACUUGGUCGAGAUUGCAAAAAGGAUUGGAACUGUUAUUAGCGUGCCAAUCUUGGACUCGGAUAUCCGAGAUGCAUUUCGCAUUAAGCGGAAAGACAAACCAUCUGGUAUAAUUGUGGUGGACUUCACAUCGACACUAAAAAGAGAAAAGUUUUUGCGUGCUACUGUCACUUACAAUAAUUCAAACAGUGAUCAACGACUGAGUACCAAUAAGUUGGCCAUCGCUGGACCUGAUAAACCAAUAUAUGUGGCUGAAUCACUUACUGCUUCCGUUAGACGACUACACUACCAAACAAGGUUAUUCGCAAAAAGGCACAGCUUCGACCACUGCUGGAUAUCUUAUGGGAAAGUGUUUUUGAAACGUAAAGGCGAUCAGCAUCGACUACGUAUAAACUCCGAGGAAGAUCUUAGAAACUUAGAGAAAAACAUUUGA
Molecule: messenger RNA, 618 nt
Organism: Arctia plantaginis
Lineage: Eukaryota; Metazoa; Arthropoda; Insecta; Lepidoptera; Erebidae
Source: the annotation of a GenBank genome assembly